Symbiodinium natans is the source of this 1116-nucleotide messenger RNA. NCBI's taxonomy places the organism in Eukaryota, Dinophyceae, Suessiales, Symbiodiniaceae. The record is from the annotation of a GenBank genome assembly.
AUGCAGAAGCUCUCUGCAUCAGAUGCUGCUUCGCCAACACAGGUUCAGUCUCGCCUGUUGAAGGGCCCAUCGUUUGCAGAUGUGGUGAUCCAGGAAGUGGCACGGUUGGCACGCGAAGUUCAAGCUAUUCAGCGUGAUCGGGAUGCACUCCUGCGUCAGAUGGAGGCCUUGCGUGCUGAAGUGCGUGAGAUGAAGUUGGCCCGAAGUGGCCCACCAGUCCGAGUGGUCGGGCGAGAUGGCAUCUCAUUGGAACGUAUCGUUGAGCAGGCGGUGCCGUACACCAUCGUUGAGAUACCGGAGGGCAUUCACAGCUUUGAGCUCCUGGAGUUGAAGAAGCCUGUCCUUAUUCGCCGUAGCAUGGCCGCCCGCAAAUCUGACACAGUGCUCAUGGGAAGCAUAGUGAUAGCAUCUCGCGGAGUGAAGAUUGAAUCAGUAUGCUUCCGUUGUGACCGGGAGUCCCACUACACACAGAUGAUAACCGUGGGCACGUCGGAUUGUUUCAUUGAUGCUACUGAGGCCGAGCUUGUUGAUUGCGACAGCAAUAUGAGUCUUGUGGUAAAAAGUGGAGCGCCGGUGAUUCGGCACUGCAGCUUCCAAGUUCACGGUGAACUGAAUGAUCAAGGGCUGCGGGCGAGCCUGAACAGCUGCAUCUGGCUGGGAAGGGACACCGCCGCCACUGUCGAUUCCUGUUUCAUCGAUGGGCGAGCUCACCGGGCUCAUGCCUUCUCGAUCGAUGACAAUGCGUGGGGCAAGUUGCGGCGGAAUGUGGUUUGCGGAUCAACCGAACAUCCUGCAUUUCACAGAGGAUCUUUUGGCAACUGUGACUUGGACAACAGCAAUGAGAUCAACUGUCCAGUGUACCACGGAGUUCGGAAGCUUCGAUCGUUGGAGCAAAGUCACCCAACAUCACCUACAGCUCCGAUGAGGUAUGAUGCUCCCACUGAGUGGGGAAAGGAAGGAUGCGCCAUGCACCUCGGCCAAUCACCUGACAUGCGCUUAGCAGUCUCUGCCAACGCUGACCACCGCCUGGCACUGCACAGCGCCCAAGUCCCAGUCUCACAAUCUCCGCCAAGCUCGUCUCGAUGCCAUGGCUCAGUACCUUGGCAAGUGCUGUAA